GUCAUGUGAUUGAACAUUGUAAUUUAACUAGCCUAUUGAAGAAAUUGGUGCCCUAGACGCUCACAGUUCGAACUCGGGUCGGGUUCCGGGUCCGAAUCACACACCUUCACCUUCUUCAUCGGCUGGACCCUCUGCAACUCCAAUCGGAGCCAAGAAAAUAAUGGCGGCCAAAUCACUGAUCCGAAACGGAGCUUCGCUGGCGAACCGGCUUCUGAUGAACCCUCUCCUUCGUCGGAACCCUAGUCCGGCUCAACGCGCUGUUUCUCCGAGCCUCGAGAUCGCGCCGAAGCUGUUCCCUUCCGUCUCCAAAUUCGAUGCCUCUCUCCAUUUGUACCGGAGCGACGCCGAUUUCCUUGAUCGAGCCUCUUCUCACCGUUUCCUUAAUCCUUUCGGCAUGCCGUCUCUUAGCUUCUUCUUACCUGACAGUGAUGGGAACUCAUCGAGUGAUCCGAUGCUCUUAUCCACAAAGCGGACGUACCAGCCCAGUACCAUUAGGCGUAAGAGGACACAUGGAUUCUUUGCUCGGAAGUCAACCAAGGGUGGUCGGAGAGUCAUUGCUCGAAGAAUAGCAAAGGGCAGGUCAAGAAUUACAGCUUAGUGUCUCCAAUGUGGCCUGGUUGUAAUCAAUAUGAUCAGACACAUGUACCUUUCAUGACAAUGAGCCAAUUUUUAGUUAGAAGAGUCUGCUCAAGGUUAGCUAGAUCAGCCUGCUACUAAGGUCCUAUGUGGAAUGUGAACUCAUUUCUUACAUGACAGCAACUUUUUGUGUUUUAUGUCUUCUUUCUUGUCUGUCAUGCUUAGAAUAAUCCUUUAAGAAUUUCUCGUUGUUUC
Rhodamnia argentea is the source of this 831-nucleotide messenger RNA. Its product is annotated as 54S ribosomal protein L34, mitochondrial. Gene Ontology annotation, cellular component: ribosome; mitochondrial large ribosomal subunit. The transcript has 4 exons. Gene Ontology annotation, molecular function: structural constituent of ribosome. Gene Ontology annotation, biological process: translation. NCBI's taxonomy places the organism in Eukaryota, Viridiplantae, Streptophyta, Magnoliopsida, Myrtales, Myrtaceae. Bases 161 to 598 code for a protein of 145 amino acids. The record is from RefSeq and is a predicted model, not a curated record.